UUGCUCAAUGCUUGCGGCACCGGAAGUAGUAUUUUCUUCUUCUUCUCUAAUGGAAGUAGUAUUUUGCGCGGGUAUCUUCUCGCGGGAAUUCCGUACCUCAUAACAGAGGCAUCGCCACGUUUACGCGACUACAAUUCGUUCAGUAGUUUAUAGAGAACAUCGGGCCCUGUUUUUGUUUUGUUUCAGCAGGAAGAUUACGGUCGUCUGUGUUUGCAGGUGAUGGUGAGAGCUCUCUGUUGACAUGAGUGCUCUGUUUGCCUGUGAGGACCCAGCCACAUGGAGGAGUGUGUAUGGGAAAUAUUGGGAUGUAGUGGAGGCAAAGUCCAAAAGCAAGAAACCUGGAAAGCUGCUGAACCUCGACAAGUGGUACCAAGAGGAGCUGCCUACACUCAUUUCAAGUCGACCUGACAUUCAUGUCACUCAACCAGAGCUGGUGAAACUGAUGGAGUGGAAGCUCACUAGGGGGAAGUUCAGGCCGAGGCUGCAGCAGCUGGUGGCUUCCAACAGUGAGGACACCGUGGAGACGUGUUCCAGAAAGGCCUUCAGCCUCCUGCCUGAUGUGCAGGCAGCGAUCGCAGAGCUCAGCUCCCUGAAAGGCGUAGGCCCGGCCACCGCCUCAGCUAUGUUGGCAGCAGGAGCUCCAGAACAGGCUGCCUUCAUGUCCGAUGAAGCCAUGGAGAGUGUACCAGGACUAAAGCCCAUCCAAUACACAGCCAAGCACUACACUCUCUACUUGGGCAAAAUGGUCGAGUGCACUGAAAAACUAAACAAAGUGGAUCCCCAGCAGGACUGGACGCCCCACAGGCUGGAGUUGUGUUUGUGGGCGUUGACCACAGCCAAACAGCACCAGCUCCCACUUCUAAAGGAGGUCGAUGUGAAGGUGAAGAGCUCGGAUGCCGACACUGACCAGAGACCAACAAAGAAGCUCAAAACAAGAUAAAAACAAAUAGUGCACAGUAUCUUUUACACUUGCUUUAUUGUUUGUCAGAUUUUUUUUUUUUUGUGUUUUUCCAAAAUAAUAAAGCCUUUAUAUCAAAUGGAGUAUAUAGAGUAUUUGCAUUUUUUUUGUUUGGUAUCAUGUAGUCCAGUCAUACAGUUGUAAGUUGCAGCACAAUGAUAAUGGUUUUGUGCUGAAACACUAAAAACAGCAGUUUGACGUUGCCACAGUAUUGUUCUUUAUUUAUAGUUUCU
Molecule: messenger RNA, 1191 nt
Organism: Anarrhichthys ocellatus (wolf-eel)
Lineage: Eukaryota; Metazoa; Chordata; Actinopteri; Perciformes; Anarhichadidae
Exons: 6
Coding region: 242-940 (232 amino acids)
Biological process (GO): DNA repair
Molecular function (GO): catalytic activity
Source: RefSeq, a predicted model, not a curated record